GCUGCUCCUGAGGAUCGCGUUUGUGCUGUGGGCGAGGGCCAAUACUGUGAUUUCCUCAUGCUUCCGGAGCGGGCUGUAUUCUUGUACGCCGACAUUGCUUCUCGUCUUCAGCUGCCUGUGAACCGAUUGUGGGUUACGCCUGCUUUGCCACAGGUUCGUGAUUCGGCUUUAUACGGUCGUCUCUCUCGCAAUGUGGUUGGUUUCGGAGCUAGUCUCAGGCGUGAUCCCGCUCAGCGUAUUGCUGUCGCGCUUCUGGACUGCCGGCCGAUCUUUGAGGGUUGGAUUCGUGUGCCCUCUGAUGAAGGUUGGCUUGAUAUUCGUGGGCUUCGUAAUGACCUCCUCAAGGGUGCUCCUCCGGAGCUCGAUGUUCGCUUUUCUGGGUGCUUGGCACAUUGGAAUUGGCUAUGGGUUGAGGAUGGGCAGGUUGUUCAGGUUACCUAUGCCGCGGCCGAUACCGACGCGACCAUCCCCUUGCCGGGCCUUAGCCAGAAUGCGGGUGACAGCCCACUUGUUGCCGAAGAUGCUGCCGAUUCGGUUUCGUUACAGCCUUCCGCGAUUCCAGGCGCUCACGAUGCAUCUCGAGACAUGUACCCCAGUGCCCACUCAUCACAUGAUCCCGCCUCCCACGGAUCUACAUGGGGUUUGCAACCCGGCUUGCCUGGCCGCCGCCAGUUGCUCUCGCGCAGCCUUCUCGACAUGUGGACCGCAGAGUCUUCUCACCACGCCCUUCUACUGGGCACCCUGUGGCUCACCUCUGUCGUUGCUGCUUUUUGCUGGAAGCAUUCCUUUUUGGCUUGCUUGCUGUUCGGUGCUCUACGUUUUCCCCGUGCACCACUUCUGUUGAGGGUCGUCUGGAUCGCCGCAGCAUGUUCCAGACUGAACGCUGUUACCGCGGUCCAGUUUCGGUUCCCGGACCACUCUGACACACCCUCCUGCCCCUCGGCUGCCUGUGUGCGUGCCCCCCCCCUUGCUCCUGUCUGCCCGGCGCACGAGACUGCGGUGCGCACUCUGCCUACUCCCUGCCGAAGUUGGUCUGGGAUUCCGCGUGUGGACGAGGGAGCAGAUCGGCCCUUAGAGGUUGAUCUAGAUGGUACUCUUCUUGAACAAGCCAUCCGAGCUCCUGACGGCGAGGCCUUUUUUCUGGCAGCCACAUUGCUCGACACCCUUAUUGAACAUUUUGACUCGCAGCCUGGGGUGACUGGGCCCCUGAGUCCCUCUCCUGCUUUGAUCAGUCUCGAGCAGCUCCUGCCGAUAGGUGUUGAGGAACAGCGCACUGGCAUGACCUUCGAGCCCGCAGUUCCCCUUGCCGUUGCAGUACCCGAGGCCGAGGUCUUCGAUCUUGACGCUCGUCAGUGCCAGCUCCCGUGUGGAAGCACCGCUGUCAGGGACCUUUUCGCAUGCUCAUCCUUCUCUGCCCUUCUCUCUGUGCCGGCUGGCCUUUUCAAGCCUGAAAGGUUCGAGGCUUGGGUAUGCCAAGGUUCGUUCGGCCGUUCGCUUGCACCAGAAGAGAUCCUUGUGUUGACCUCGGAUGGUUCCUUUUCUGAGGAAGCCCGGACUGCCGGGUGGGCUGUUUCUGUCUCGGCUGUGUCCUCAUACACGCUGCGCUUGCCCGGGCAAUUUCUUGGCUGCUUCGGCGGCAGCAUGGCAGCUCUUUCACCAUUCCUCCCACAUGGCACGUUGUUGCUGGACCCGUAUAUUGCUGAGGUCGCUGGCCUCCUCUAUGCAGGUAUUGCUGCAGCACAGCUUCCCUGGCACGGGAGUGUGCUUUUCAGAGCUGACAAUACCUCCGCCCUGGCCGGUGUACAGGGCCUUGCUAACACUCCUUCGCACCCGUUAUGCCUUUUGGCACGGGAUCUCCAUGCAGCCCUUCAGGUCGGCCAUCACUGUCAGCCUAGAUACCAACACGUGCCUGGGCACUCAGGUGACGAGGCUAACGAGCUAGCUGACGCCUUGGCGUCAUACUUUGCUAGUACAGGUCGGUUCGCCUCACCGUUUUGCCUCGACUUGUCCUAUUGGUGUGAUCAACAGAGCUCUCGCUCACAAUGGUUGUCUCACAUCUGCAUGACUCUUUCUCGUGAGGCUGAGUUCCCUGCUCUUCACGAGGACGUGCAUUCAUGGUCCCAAGGCUCAGGUGUGUGCUCGUACUCCCCUGAGUUUGCCAUGGCCCCUUUUCUUCGCGAUGUUGUUCAGGGUCCCACUGUGCAGGAGGCACGCACUGUCCAACUGUGCCUUGUUUCCUAUAAUGCCCUAUCGUUGCUCGGAGAUGUGCCUUCGGUGCAGCCGGCCUCGGAUGGCCUGCAUGGUGCCACUGGCAGGGUUGUUCUGCUUUCACGCGUGUUGGAGGCCAAAGGAGUUCUAGUUGCAGGCCUCCAAGAAUGUAAGACUCCUCGAGGCUCCAUGACGUGCGGACCUUUUCGCAGGUUGGCCUCAGGUUGUGACUCCGAUGCCUGUUUCGGCGUGGAGUUAUGGAUCCAUCGGCACUCGCCUAUCGAGGCUAUGUCUGCGGUUGUACUUCAUGCCGAGCCUACACUGCUAAUUGCAAGUGCUACUUUUGCGGGCGAGUCUAUCCGACUCCUCGUCGGUCAUGCCCCGCAUCGCGUGCACACUGAAGCCGUUAGGCGCGACUGGUGGGAGCGCACCCUACGAUUGUGCCGUACUUUCUCCGGAGCUGCACCUUGGAUCCUUCUCAUGGAUGCCAAUGCGAGGCUAGGCAGUGAAACUAGCUCGGCAGUGGGCAGCUGGGAGGCCGAUGUGCAGGAUCUCAGCGGCGAAAUGCUGCACCAGCUUUUGUCCUAUUUGGCCUCGUGGAUCCCUGCGACGUUUUCCGGUUGCGCCCUUGGGGACGGCCACACUCUUUAUCAAAAACGGAAUGCUACUUUCGCGCGUUCGGACUAUGUCGGUGUUCCCCUUGCUUGGUCAGCUGGGACCCUUCAGGCGUGGGUGGAUCCUGAAAUUUCCGCUGGUCAUAUGUGCAUCGACCAUUUUGCAGCUGUGGUGUCUGCGAGGCUCGCACUUCGCACCAGCUCGCGAAAAGCCAAGCCUACGCGCAUUUCUGCCAAUGCCUUGGCCGACCCCGAAAACGCGCCCUGUAUUGAGGCCAUCAUCAGGGAGGCUCCUCACCCCUCGUGGGAUGUGGAUGCGAGUGAGCACGCUGCGCUUGUUGUUGAUCAUCUGUACACGGCGCUUGCGCACCAGUUCCCAACGUCCAAGAGUUGCCUUACGGGCUACCGCCUUGAGGACCUUCAUGUUCAGGUCCGACGGGUUCUCAAACCGAAGCGCUAUCGGAAGCCAGGAGCGGAUCCCCUGCCCCUCCUUACCAAAGCGGAUGGGAGUGUUUGUGAGUCCUUCGAGGAAUCCCUGUCUACCUGGAGGUCGCAUUUCGCCGACUUAGAGGACGGUGAGGUAGUUCCUGUCGGGGACUUGGUGCGAGGCUGCCGCGCCAGGCAUGCUGCUUUCGUUGGCACCGACUUGCUCGAUUUCAGGGACGCCCCAUCCUUCCGCCACUUUGAACAGGCCUUGCGAGCCUCGGCACCAGGCAAGGCGGCUGGCCCUGACUUGCUGCCUCCCACGCUAUCCAUCGCACUGCUCGACCCCUCGCUGUCGGCCACUGGUUGCCGCGUGCGCACAGGGCUUUCCUGUGCUGUCAUGUUCCUUGAUCUGAUGAGUGCCUAUUAUGGGGUCAUCCGGGAAACUGUCAUGGGAUCUGGCUUGGGCGACCGCCCUCUUUCCGAAAUUGCCUCCUCGUUAUCUCUUACUUCGGAGGACUUGCAGUUGCUGCGACACUAUGUGUCCUGCGAGCCUGUGUUGCAGUCGCAGGACGCGGGUGCUCUCUUGUCUGAGCUUACUCGCGAAAUGCAUUCUUCCACGUGGUUCAUCCUCUCUCAGGAUGACAAAGUAGUGAACACUCACAGAGGUACGAGACCAGGUGGUGCAUUAGCUGAUAUCGUCUUCAAUGUCUUGUUCAGCAAGGUUUUGCAGCGUCGGGAUUUUUCAGGGUUUCGCCAUGCGAUACCGACCAUCCCUUGGGACGGCCAUCGGGCCCCCUUCUCGCCUGCAGCCGAUGUUGUCCCGGUGCCUGGUGUGCCUCAGACUGUUGGUGAUGUCGUCUAUGCUGAUGAUUUAGCCAGCCUGGUUGUCAGUGACACGGCUGAUGGCCUCCGUUCUGCUUUGUGCGGGGUCGCGGCAGCCACUUUGGAUGUGCUUGGCCCACAUGGUCUUCGCCCUAACUAUGGGCCGAAGAAAACUGCUGCGAUUGUUGCGGUUCAGGGCCGGGGUUCGCGCAAAGUUCGUCGUGUUCUGUUCGGGGAUCUUCGUGCCAAGCUGCCGGUUUUCCUUGAGAACUCGGGUGCUGUCCGGAUUGACCUUGUCACUCAAUACAAGCAUCUGGGAUCCCAUCUCUCCUUUGACGGUAGUCUCCUGCCUGAAGUCAAAUACCGUCUUGCCUUGGGCCGAGCCUCCUUCAAGGAAGGUCGCCAGCGGUUGUUUGCCUCGCGACGAAUCCCGAUGGAGCGGCGUGCCUUCCUGUUUCGUGCGUAUGUGCUUUCCGCUGUCCUUGCGGGAGCAGGUACCUGGCCUUGGCUCUCCGCUUCUGAAUGGAGCGCCUUUUCAGGAGGGGUAAUCGGCCUAUAUCGGCAGUUGCUUUGCUUGAAGGCUGAAGGUGGCUACGAGGUCACGACCAACCAAAUUCUCUCUCGAUGCGGACUGCCCUCCCCGACAUCCUUGCUUUCCACCGCGAGGCUGCGGUUUGUUGCCCAACUUGUUCGGAAUGGACCCGACGCUUCUUGGGCUGUUCUCAGCUGGUACACGCCGUUUCAGCGAUCUUUAGAGUCUGCUUGUCGGUGGCUUUUGCAGGCUGUGUCCGGCACCUCUUCUUUGGGGGACCCUUCUUCCGACUGGGGGUCUUGGCGUUCGCUCAUCCUUGACCGCCCCGGCCAAUGGAAGGGGUUACUCAAGCGUGCUGAAGCGUGGCAUUCAGAGGUUGACAAGAUGCUGGCUUUGUUUGAUUCCUCCGCCCGACGCCUUUGGUCGCCUUGUGAGCCCUCCCCCUCAGUCGUUGGUCUUGCCGGCUGCCUGCACGCUUGCCUUGUUUGUGGACUGGCGUUCCGUACGCAGCAGGCUUGGGGAGCUCACGCACACCGUGCGCAUGGCUAUCUUAGCCCCGCACACCUAUGCGCUAGUGGUCGACGUUGUCCCGCCUGCGGCCUCACUCUCGCCAGUAUUACCCGUCUGCGCAAACACUUCAAAACCUCUGCGGUCUGUCUCCAGGCGGCUCAGGGCUGUUUUGAUGUUGAGCUGUUCCCUCCUGACCUUUCGGUUGGUCAUGAACAGUUUCCCGCUACCGGUGGGGAAGCGCGCUCUGUACUUCCCUGCGCGCAACCUGUGAUUUACCAUCCUUUGGCGAUUGCUCUCGCCAAGGUCACCUCUGCUGAUGAUGAGACCCUCUUUGGUAUUGUUAAGAAUCAUAUUGCCCCGUUGCCGGUCUUGCGUCUUACCUUGCAGCAAUGGGUUGAUUCCUUGCCCGACGGUGCUUUACAGGCCGCUGGACGCGAUGUGUUGCUGAUUUUGCACGCUGAGCACCUGUGCUCGCGCAUCUCAGGCCCAGCGCCCGGCAGUGCCGAGUCCUCCCCUGCAUUUUCACCCGCAGUGUACCCGUUACCUGCUACCUUGCCGGUUGCAACCGCGCAUGUUGCCUGGAUUGGGCAUUUGUGUCCGCGUUGGGUCGACUCCUGGGGCCUGGUUUCUCUACCCCCUGCCGUGUUGACCUGGCCUUUGGGUCAGUCUCGCCUGCUGUCUGGAGCAGCGGCUGUCUGUUGCCAUGUGCCGGACCCUCCCUUUCCUUUCUCUCGCGCUUCCGAGCCUGCUCCGUGUCAGCUUCGAUCCCUGCGUGCCAACCGUGUCUGGUUGGAUCAGGUCUUGGCUUCCGUUGAGCUGCUUCUUCAGCGCGCCCGGGCCGGAGCCCCUGUGCUUGUUCGGAUUCCAGUGCCAGCCUCUGUGUUGUCGCCCUUUUCCGAUUGGCUUUCCUUACAGGCGGCUUCCUCGAGCCCGAAUGUCAGCUGUUUCACCCUGGAAUUCGUUUAG
This is a messenger RNA of Symbiodinium necroappetens, 6078 nucleotides long. NCBI's taxonomy places the organism in Eukaryota, Dinophyceae, Suessiales, Symbiodiniaceae. The record is from the annotation of a GenBank genome assembly.